AUGGUCCCACUCAGUAACCAGAGCGCCACCUCUCCCACAUUCUUCCUGACCAGCAUCCGAGGACUGGAGGCAAGAAACAUCUGGAUCUCCAUCCCUUUCUGCUUCCUCUAUGCUAUUGCCGUCUUGGGAAACAGUGUUGUUCUCCUUGCGAUUGUGAAGGACCACAGCUUACACAAGCCCAUGUACCUCUUCCUUUCCAUGCUGGCUGUGAGUGAGCUGGGGGUGUCCCUCUCCACUCUGCCCACGGUGCUGGGUGUCUUCCUCUUUGAUGCCCGGGAGAUUGGGCUUGACGCUUGCCUCAGCCAGAUGUUCUUCAUCCAUUGCUUCUCCCUCAUGGACUCUGGGGUUCUCUGGGCCAUGGCCCUUGACCGCUUCAUUGCCAUCUACAACCCUCUGCAGUAUGCCACCAUCCUGACAAACAGCAGGAUUGCCAGAAUAGGCUUGGGGAUAGCUGUGAGGAGUGCUGUCCUAAUGACUCCGUUGCUCUUUCUUUUAAGAAGCCUUCCUUUCUGCAAGUCCAAAUCCAACCUACUUGCUCACCCCUACUGCCUGCACCCCAACUUAAUCCGGCUCCCCUGUGCAGAUACUACAGUCAAUAAUAGAGCUGGGCUCUUUGUUGUCCUCACUACCUUUGGGAUUGAUUCCCUAUGCAUUAUCUUGUCUUAUGUCCUGAUUCUUAAGACUGUCUUGAGCAUCACCUCAAGAGAAGGACACCUGAAGGCCCUCAACACCUGUGUCUCCCACAUCU
Python bivittatus (Burmese python) is the source of this 748-nucleotide messenger RNA. Its product is annotated as olfactory receptor 51G2-like. Gene Ontology annotation, molecular function: G protein-coupled receptor activity; olfactory receptor activity. NCBI's taxonomy places the organism in Eukaryota, Metazoa, Chordata, Lepidosauria, Squamata, Pythonidae. Gene Ontology annotation, cellular component: plasma membrane. The record is from RefSeq and is a predicted model, not a curated record. Gene Ontology annotation, biological process: G protein-coupled receptor signaling pathway.